This is a messenger RNA of Anguilla anguilla (European eel), 1621 nucleotides long. RefSeq lists its product as uncharacterized. Bases 364 to 1425 code for a protein of 353 amino acids. Lineage: Eukaryota; Metazoa; Chordata; Actinopteri; Anguilliformes; Anguillidae. The transcript has 2 exons. The record is from RefSeq and is a predicted model, not a curated record.
CAACUGUCAGGUGGAGGUAAUCAGCGUCGAUAAUUAUCAGUUGUUUAAUUGCGCUGAUUGCCUCAGAUUGUUUUCAACAGUGAGCCUGGGGUUUUUAAAAGCGGAGACCGGGAGUAUUCGAGAGCGAAAAACCCCGGAGAAAAGAUGGGACGGCACAGAAAUUACCAGAAACUCAAAAGUAUCUGUGUUACGUUGUAGCCAGGUGAAGCCGGUGGCUGAAUAAACGAGCACACAAGUGCUAAAACCAAACCUUGUCUCCAGUGAGUCUGUUGAUGGGCAGGAGGGGUGGCACUCACUUGCCACAGUGGUGGCUCAUACGGGGAGCAUAGAAUAAGACGACCAAUAGUUUCACAAGAGACAAUCAUGGAGCACAGCCCGGAACAGGGGGAAACUACACAACUGGUGGUGGCGCUGGCAAGAAUGCUGGAGGGGAUGGCAGCGAUGAAGGAAAGACAGGCGGUGUUACACGCCGAACAGCUAGAGGCUCUGCGUGCGCAGACCUCCCUCCAGACUCAGGCUCUGCUGCAGCUGGCUGCUGUGGGAGAAACCAGCUCCCGAGAGCGACAGACCGGGUCCCCCGUAGCUCUCCAUAUACCCAAAAUGACCCCGGAUGACGACGCGGAGGCAUUCCUCGAGGGGUUUGAGGUGGAAGCGAGGGCGUGCCGAUGGCCGGAGGAGGAGUGGGUCGUCCGCCUCCUGCCCCUCUUAACAGGGGAAGCCCAACAAGCGGCACACAGCCUACCCUCCACAGCGCAAUCUGAGUACACGAACCUGAGGAAGGCGGUCCUGGACAGCCUGGGGUACAGCCCGGAAGAACACCGGAGGCGGUUCCGGGAGACAACCCUGGCGGGAGAGGACUGGCCGUUCGUGUACGCACAGAGACUGCUGGACAUGGCGCGUCGGUGGCUGCGUCCGGAACUCCGGUCAGCCGACGGGGUGGUGGAGCUGGUGACCCUUGAGCGGUUCAUUGAUGGCCUCCCGGGGAAGACGGCGAACUGGGUGAGGUGCCAUCGACCAACCGGGUUGGCGGCCGCCGUCACCCUGGCGGAGGACCACCUGGCGCUCUACCCCCGCGGCCAGUCACAGCAGCAGCAGCAGCAAGGACGGGCAGAAACGGCUCCGUGCAGGAGAGCCCCUCCUUGUUCCCUUCCUCCCCCCCUUCCUUCCUCCCUUCCUCCCUUCCUCGUGCCCAAACCCCCUCAUUUUCCCGCAACAACCCUUUUUUUUCUGUUUCCCCAGCCCCAGGCUCAGUGGCGGCGGGGUUCGACCCACAGAGAGCUCCUCAGACGCCCGGACCGGGGUGUUGGCGGUGCAGACAACCGGGUCACCUGCGAGUGCCCGCUCAUGGAGGUGGGGCAGGUGGUUCGUGUUGUCGGCCCGCCCACCUCCGCUCCCGACCCAGACGGAGCGUACUGUAUUCCGUGAGCCUGGGGUUUUUAAAAGCGGAGACCGGGAGUCUUCGAGAGCGAAAAACGCCGGAGAAAAGACGGGACGGAACAGAAAUUACCGGAAACCCAAAAGUAUCUGUGUUACGUUGUAGCCAGGCGAAGCCGGUGGCUGAAUAAACAAGCACGCAAGUGCUAAAACCAAACCUUGUCUCCAGUGAGUCUGUUGGCGGGCA